Messenger RNA from Colletotrichum destructivum, 1990 nucleotides. Its product is annotated as Putative cupredoxin. The record is from RefSeq and is a predicted model, not a curated record. The transcript has 3 exons. Lineage: Eukaryota; Fungi; Ascomycota; Sordariomycetes; Glomerellales; Glomerellaceae. The coding region runs from base 395 to 1417 and encodes 340 amino acids.
CAAGCCUACAUGCCUGCAAGCCUCGCUUGAUUUAAGCUCUCCCUCUCCCCCCUCCUCCUCGACUCCAAAAAAGGGUUUCUGUUUCUUCCCCCCCUCAUCUCUUCAUCAUCCGCUUCGUGUCUUCACUCAUUCUUUGUGUGACUUUCGUUCUCUUUUCGGUUCCGUGUUCACUCUACUUCGUCACGAGCAGGCCCUCGCCAUUUACGCCCAUCCAGCAAUACUAAACCCUUCUAUUCUCUUUCGAACUUCCAACGUCCCCGGGCUCUAGUAGUCUCGCAACCAUUCAGAUAUUCCGAUAAGAGAAAAAUAAAAGAGAAAACAUCACAGAAAAAAGAGGAGGCUUUUGAAAGGUCCACCCUAAUCGACAACGACAACAACGACAACCGCCGUCAAGAUGAAGUUCUCCGCCGUAUUAGCACUCUCCGCCGCCGUCAUGGCCUCGGCCAAGUCGGUCCGCAGCCACUAUCCGGUCCGCCGCGAUGGUCACAAGAAGGGCGGAUCAUCUGGUCAACAAUCGGGUCUCCCCUCGGGAAUGGCUGGAUAUGGUGUCUCCAACACUCAGAUUACCGAGAUCAUCAUCAUCUGGGCGAACCCCGGUGCCGGUGCUCCUACCAUCAACAUUAACCCGCCCGCUGGCGGUGCCGCCGCUCCUCCCCCGGCUGCCCCCCCCGCCAACCCAGCCGCGCCUCCCGCCGCUCCCCCCGCCGCUCCCCCGGCUGCUGCCCCGGCCACCCACCACGUUACCGUCGGUGGGCCCGCUGGUCUCGUCUUCGUUCCCGAUCAGGUCAAGGCCAACGUCGGCGACAUGGUUGUUUUCACCUUCAUGAGCCAGAAUCAUACCGUCACGCAGUCCGCUUUCAAGACCCCCUGCGACCCCCUUGCCGGCGGCAUGAACUCUGGUUUCAUGGCCAACCCCAACAACUCCGUCACCCCGCCUCCCCAGGUCGCCAUGCAAGUCAUGGUCUCUGAGCCUUUGUGGUUCUACUGCGCCCAGGCCAACCACUGCGGAAAGGGUAUGACCUUCUCCAUCAACCCCACUGCCGAGAAGACCCAGGCCCUCUUCCAGUCCAUGGCCAUCCAGCAGAAGGGCAAAGGCGCUGGAGGUGCCAUCACCGGAGGUACUCCUCCCGCUGCUCCCCCGGCUGCUCCUCCGGCCGCUCCUCCGGCCGCUCCCCCUGCUGAGGCUCCUCCCUCUGCGCCCCCUGCCGAGGCCCCUCCGGCCGCGAACCCUGCCGCUCCUCCCGCUUCUCCCGGCGCCGGUGAUAUCCAGAAAGGCACUGGUCAGAUGAACGGCAACGGUGCCUGCGUGUGUGCCGUUACCUGCAGCGUUGGCUCGUUCCCCGCAAUGGGAGCACAGGGCGUCGGAUCUUUCGGCGGCAUGGCAGGCUCACUCCCAAUGAACAUGAUGGAAGCAUAAAGGAAGGAGAGAGAAAAACGCGACCCGUAUGAGGACACACCUCCUGGCCUCCGCCGCUGCACUCUUCUCCAAUAGCCCCCAUUUCUUUCAUACGCAUCCGGGAGAAACUUCUGUUUUUUACCCACUCCGCUGGGAACGAUACCACAUAUCCGGAGUUGUUGUCACGUUACACACCAUUAGGGACUCUCACGACCCUUUUCUCUUUUUUUAUUUUUUCCAUCUUGUAGAUUUCUCUUUGUUUCCUCAUUGGGGAUGAGAAGGCCACGACGAAAAGGAAAGAAGGAGGGAAAGAAGUUACAUUCACGUUUCAUCCUGGCCUGGACGGCCUGGUGGCGGAUAAUAACGGCUCUUUUCUUCUUCCCUCGUCUCGGGCUCGGGUCGAGCUCGCUCACUUCACCUCCUGGAGUGGAAGUGGGUGACGACGAAAGGAAUAUACGGGAGGGAGUGAGGGUUUAGUGGAUAAUUACAAAGAGUAUGAACUGGUUCGUAUUUUCCUGGAUGGAAAAACUACCGUCCAUUUUUGCUUUUCGCAACCAAAUUAAUAGGAACCAAUCAAUGGAUGAUGAAAUAACC